ACGGCGCCGCCCGCUCUGCGCAGGCGCGGGGUGGCGGGUUGCCAUGGCCGCCGCGCGCCGGAAGCGCCGCGCGCGAGGCCGCUGCUGCCCCGGCGCGGGUGCCGCGGCCUCGGGCGGCCCUGCCGCCGCCCCCCCCUGAGGCCUCCCCGUGCCCCCGCCAUGGCGCGGGGGGGCGGCGAGGCGGCCGCCGAGGGGGAGCUGGGAGAUGACAGCUUGUCUGUGAUAACCUAUGAAUCAGAUGCAGAAAUGAAGUUAAAGAAGAAAAUUUUUCACAAGCCUCCAAAAUCACCAAAGUCUCCAUACAGCUCUAGCACACAACUGUAUCCUAAAAAAGCUGCAGUGUGGAGGUCUCUGCAGGGAGCAGGCAGCGCACAUCUUGAAAGUGCAACUGUAAAAAACUCAAGGCAGAUGUGGCUGGGAUCACUGAAACAAGGAAUGAACCAUUCUCUCAAAUCAGAUGUUGACAUGGGGCAUGUGCGAACUAACAUUUCCAGUAGCACACCAGAAUAUUUGAAGGAAGCUCUAGGAAUGAAGAAGCCAAAACAUUCUCGUUCUUCUAGUAAUGGCUACGUUCCUGGAACUCCUGACUACAAAGAAAAAGAAGAUAUGUAUGAUGAAAUUAUAGAACUGAAAAAGACAAUACAAGCUCAGAAAAAUGAGGGCGAUCGAAUGAAGACAAAACUCCGUCGCCUGGAAGAAGAGAAUAACAGAAAGGAUAAACAGAUUGAACAGCUGCUGGAUACUUCCAGGGGCUCUGAGCUGGCACGAGUUUUGUCAGAAAAGAGGCCAGCUAAUGGAUGGGUGCUUAGUGCAUUAAAACAGAAGAUUCUCAAGCUGGAACAGCAGUGCAAGGAAAAAGACAACACUAUAAACCAAUUCCAGACAGACAUGAAGACCACUGAUUUGGAAGAAAUGAGGACAGCUAUGGAAACCUACUAUGAAGAGGUUCAUCGUCUCCAAGUCCUCCUGGCAAAAUCUGAGACUAUGAGGAAAAAUACAGAGGGCAGAGAUACCCAAAAACGACUAAAGGCCCUGAAUGCUGCUGUCCUGAGAUUAUCCAGGAACAUCAAGGAAUUGCAGGAUGAGAAUCGGAGACUGAAAGAAGAUCUAGACCAAGUACUGAGCAGUUGUCCUGCUUCCAAUAAAACAAAAAAUUAUAGUGAGUGGAGCAAACAGAGGCUGGUGAGACGAAUUUCAGAACUGGAAAAAAAAGUAGAUGCCAUGCAGAACACCAGGUUAUCAUCAGCGGAUAGUGAGACAUCACAGUUACUUGCUGUGUCAUCUUCACCUUCUGUAGACCUGGGUCAUUCAGCCUCUCAACAGCUGGACCCUGGUGAGGAAUGUCAGCACCUUCGAGGACUAGUGAAGAAACUGAACAAUGAUAGGAGAGCACUUCAAAAUCUCCUAGUCAGUAAAGAAUCAGAGAUCAAGCAGUUACUGCAGGCUAAGGCUGAAGCAGAUCUGGAGCUUCAGAAGUUACAGGAUAAGAAGAAAGAAAAGAAUAAAGAAGAGCAGACACUAAGAGAGGAAAUCCAGAACCCUACACAGAAAGUAGGGCAAUCGGAGCCAAAAUUUGAGGAAGACAACAGACAAGAGGCAGAUGAUAAAAUGGAAAAGCUUAAUAAGUCUUCCCUGGUCUGCAUGCUUAAAGGCAAAGAAGAUCACAGGAGAGAGCAAGCAGCCAAACUCAUCCAGAGACAGUGGAAGAUGUACAGAAACAAGAAACAAGAAAUUGCUCUGGAUGAGACGAUUGCUGUGCUUCAGGCAGCUUUCAGAGGACAUCUAGCUCGGCUGAAACUGUUACUGAGUAACAGGAUGCAUGAUGCAGAAUCUCAAAACAUGCAUAGCUGUGGAAACAAGAACUCCUGCAUGUCUCCUGGGUCAAACUCUUUGAGCUUGUCUUCUGACUGCAAGGAGGAAGAGGAGAUUGUGACAUUCAUCCAGUCCAUUUUCAGGGCUCACUUAGCACGUAAAGGACUGCUUGAGGACAGUUUGUCUUUUUGCAGGCCCUCUGUCUUCAGCGCAACAAGUGAGAAAGCAGAUUUUGCUAUUAACAUUAGGGAGAAGAAACCAAUCUCACCAGCACUCAAGAAACGUUCUUCAAUCUUCAUAUCCCCUCUUCCUGAUGAUGAAGACAGUAAAGUGAUGAGUGAAGAAGUUUUGGAAGAAUUCAUACCAGAAGGGACAGAGAAGAGACCACAAGAACUCAACCUUUCUUCCUUGAAGUCUUCUUUUGCCAGGUCCUCUCAGAAGCAGCCACGGCCCACACUCUCUCCGUCUGUGGAUGAAGCUCACUCGGAUGAUUCGGAUGAUAUUGUUGUUGUCUCUCCACUGCUGCAGAUGAAGAAAAACUAUACCCACUUUUAAGUUUUGGUAAUGGGCUCUCAUGGCUGUCACGAUUUUGAAUUAUUUGAUUCACAAACAAAAAUAUUUCUGCCAAGACAAAGCAUGUCAAGCAUGGAAAAAAAGGGGGGGGGUAUUAGCUUAUGGUUGUCAUUAUUUCAGCUAUAAGUAAAUCAUUCUGUUUGAUGUGUCAUCUCUGCAGACUAUAUGGCUAAAACCCACUGACUGACUGCUACCAUUAUCCUUAUGGUACGCAGAAGGAGUUUAGAUUUAAAAAAAAUUAGAACAAAACAUUUUAAUGUUUUGUCUUGCAAGGAGGAUUAUAAAUUCAAUUGCCAAAUUUAAAUGAAAACAAUAAAACCUUAAGCUAUUUCAUGUCAAACAAAGUAAUUUUGUUUCAGAUCAAUUAAAAUACUUUAUUUAAUUGGAAAGCGAAAAAUAACUUGGCUCUGAUUUUCAGCUCAUGUAUGUGAAGGGGAAUAGCUUGUAUUUGCUACAAAGUCCUCUCUUUUUAAAGAUGUUGUUAUGUCAUAUUUUAAUACAUACUUUUGGGGUUUUAUACUAAAUAUUUACAGUCUGUGCAGACCAUAUUAAGGCUUUUAGAAAGCCACUUCUGUUGUAGGGCUAUUCUAGGCCUAUUGUAUCUGCAGGGUUUUCUUUAUUUAUUGCUUUUUCCAAGUGCGUUUGCUAUAAUUUGUAUGGUACUAUUUUGUAGUUGAAAUAUCUGAUCACGUAAUCUGUUUUUUGUAUUUGUCAGAGAAGGUGCGUAAUAGCAGGAGUGCUCUGUGAAGGGAUGGCCUUGUGACUGCUUUUUCUGCUUACAUAUCACAAAUAUAAGUGGAUUAUGCAGGGUCAUCUCCAACAUAUGAAAACAUUUGACGUAGGAGAUAUGUUGCUUUGUGCCCUGUUUUAGCGUACAUCACUUGACUGAAACUUUUACGUAGCUAGAUUGCUCAUACGCUGAGGGGUUUUAACUCUAACGUUGCUUUGCUAUUGUUUCUCUUCUCUCAGUGCUACCUUUGCAGGUGCACCCAUCAGCUAUACUGCAAGUGCACAGCAAGUCCAGUCACAGGAUGGGAGAGGGUUCACAGUGCCCAGCCAUAUUCUCUCCCUAGAUGAAACUAUGAGGCUUGUCUGCUGGAAAGCACUGGCACUACUGCUAUAUUCUGAGGGAUGUAGAUUGGGAUGAGCAUGGUAGACAAAACCCAGUCCACACAGUUUGAUGGUUUAGGUACAGAAGAUGGUAGGUUGCCUUAUAAUAGACCUUGAAGCUACCUCCAGAAACAACACUAACUGACAAUGUUAUUAGCAGACUCCAUGGAGAAAACAAAGACAGAAAGGGCUGUGGAGAACAUGCUCAGAGUAGUCUUUCCAGAUCUGGUGUGCACAUUGUACUCUUCUUCACUGGAAAGAGGACCCUACAGCCCAGACUAUCAUGUCAACAUCCUUCCUAAGGAUUAAAAUGCUUUUUAAAAGGUGAACCAGAUGAAUUAUGUGAUAUUUGCUGGAAGGAGAAUUUAAUUUUACAAACACACAGUGAAGGUUGAUGGAGAUUCUAAUGGUUUCUUUGUCAUCAAGAAGUACUAAAGUCUCUUGUAAACAGCAAGCACAAUUUUAAAUAUAAGAUUUUUAUCACCUUUCCCUCCUCCUUUUUUAAAUUAAAAAUCUUUCACCACUGUUUUGCAGAAUACUAAUAAGUCAGAGCUGUCUCAGUUCUUUGAUUCCAAUGAAGCACUAUCUGAGGCUUAUCAUAGUUCAUGCCAGUACUUGCAGCCAAAGAGGAAACUGGAUGGCUGCUGCACAAUGCAGCUGAUUUCAUUUAAUCCCAUCAGUGGAAAUGCUGCCUGUGCUAUUUCCAAAGGCAGUUUUGGGAGCUCUCCAUACCAAAGCAGCCUGAAGAAUGUCAUUUACACUCUCGUUGAGUAAGUUUUUCCUGCUGUUACUUCAGUCACGUGGCUGUCAUCUGCAAAAGGAUAAAAAAUAUAUGUAAAAUAAAAGAAUAAAAGGGAAAAAAUCCUCUUGGCAGAAGCUGAGAGCUGUUUCCCUCUUUUUCUGAAAGUCACAUUGUGAAAAAGAGUCACUUUGCUAAAUAGAAGUAGAGCUAUAUUGAGUCGCUUAUGUAUAAUAUUUCAUGUCUGUAACCGUGGCUCUGUCAUGGAUACCUCCAGAGAGAGUAACUAAAGCGUAGGACUUAAACGUUAAGGGGAGAGUAGUGUGUACUGUGUGCCAGGACCAAGACUAGUACAAAAUACCUACGUAGCUGUUAUCAUACAGGGAAAUACUUGGAUGGCAAAUACAAUGAAGACAACAUUCUUUUACUUUACUGUGCUGUAGUAAAGAAGUAUUGUGAAAGUAUUAGGAAGUAGAAGCAGAGUAGAAAGGCUUCCGUUUUAACUGAGCAUAUUGCUAGCAGGAAUACUGUCAAUAGACAAGUUCCAAGAUAGGGAGGGAAGAGCAUCUUGGUAAGACCCAAAGUCACAGAGUAAAAUCAGGGUGAAAGGGAGCAAAUGUCUGCUGGAACGAAUUAAAAUCUGUCUGGAACUUCCUAAAUUCAAGCCUGCUGACAGCCACCAAAAAUCGGAUGUUCACUUGAGUGGACUGCAGGCUCAUAAUAUUAGUUUGGAAGCUAACUAUAUGAUCACUGUGUAUCAAAAGUUUGGUGUGAUGCAGUAGAAGAGAAGCCUUCACAGUAUUAGUAGCCUUUAAUGUUGUUUCUUCGUAUACUUUAAUGGAAUAUGUUGAAAGGAAUACUGAUUGACACUGUAGGUUUCACUCUGUGGUUGUGUAUCUGAAAACAAGUACCUGUAAAUCUGGGAAGAGAUGUGGAACAGCGAAGGAAGAAAAAUAUAAUUUCAGAGUAAAUGGCACCUUUCCUUCCCUCGACUCAACAGGGACCAAGGACAAUAAAAAUCUGUGUGGCUCAGACCUGUCAAGAUAGGCCCUAUACAAAUACAUUCAGUUUCUGAAAAACAUGUCUUCUGCAGAAAGCACUGAUAACCUUGUGGGGGCGUCAAGGUCUUGAAUUAAAAUUAAACCCCAUUGUAACCUACCUAAUCUAAUAGCGUACUUUCCCAUUCUGCUGGUAUGCAAGUUCUGCAUGGGAUAAUGUUGCCUACUUAAAACCUUUUGGAAUUCACAGUAGUGUUUAGGUGGUGAUCGCAUGUGAAUAUAGAAAUCUGACUUUCAUGAAACACCAUUCCUGAUGAUCUCUUUUUAUCCUUAAGUGCCUAUGCCUGUAAAUAUUGACUGUGGCAUCCAAAUCUGGUAAACCUACUGUUUUUUACGUAGGCAUAAAAAUAAUCCAUACACAAGCAACUUUUAAGAUAGUUGAAAUGCAAAAGUAUUAAUCUUGGCACAUGAGAAAGAGCCAUUAAUUUUUAUGAUCAUUUUAAUAUUUAGGACUGUGCAAAUCUUGUAUGUAAUUUAUUUUUGGAUCUUUUAACAGUUAAAAGAAUUGUGAUGUAUUUUCUCCCAAUUGCUGAACUUUCAAAUAAAGUUAAAGUUUGUAACUUAA
This is a messenger RNA of Dromaius novaehollandiae (emu), 5857 nucleotides long. RefSeq names its product IQ motif containing E (gene IQCE). The coding region runs from base 160 to 2367 and encodes 735 amino acids. Gene Ontology annotation, molecular function: protein binding. The record is from RefSeq and is a predicted model, not a curated record. Lineage: Eukaryota; Metazoa; Chordata; Aves; Casuariiformes; Dromaiidae. The transcript is spliced from 23 exons.